Fibroporia radiculosa is the source of this 1137-nucleotide messenger RNA. RefSeq lists its product as uncharacterized. The transcript has a single exon. The record is from RefSeq and is a predicted model, not a curated record. Bases 1 to 1137 code for a protein of 378 amino acids. NCBI's taxonomy places the organism in Eukaryota, Fungi, Basidiomycota, Agaricomycetes, Polyporales, Fibroporiaceae.
AUGGACUCUAACUCAGCAGCUGGCAACGUCAUCAAUGAUGCCACCGCACCUUUGAUAUUAUUUCCCAUUUUUGUUGACAGUCCACCAGCUCAGUUGAUACCCAAUCUUGGAUCCUCUUCGCAACGAUGCCCAUCUCUUUGCUCAUCGGUUGCAUCUGUCGCAUCCUUGUCGCCGCCACAAACACCUGCAUUGUCACCCACUGCGAAGAGCCUUCCUAAAAUUGCUGUCUCAGAGGAGGUACUAGCUGGUACUGGUUCCGCCGCCAUACAAGAGAUCGUGGACCCUCGGCUCCUAUCACCGAUCUCCUUUCGUCUUUCUCGUGGUCUGCGAUCAGUUAGUGUCAUUCAAUCGCCAGAGCACCCUGAGCUGUUCGCUGAUUAUGAAAGCGGAGUCGAUCCUUUCGGCGUUAGUGCGGAUUCUUACUUUGUCGACAAGAUCCCACAUAUGAAGAUCAUGAAAGGAGUCGAUCGUUCACACCUCUACGACUUCAGCGUCUACACCAGCGGUACCACGACCCCUGGGCACGGUGACGAGACCGUGGACUGGUACCGUAUUUCCUCUAUGGGAGGUAAAGACUUCUACAACCUCGCGCUCAUCUUUCUUCCUCACGCAUCCUCCGCUAAAGCCCCGACUAGAGAAUAUGCCUCUGAAACAAUGUUUUGUGACGCAUCGUGCGACGGUCCUGAGACUCAUUUAUCGCCAUCGCUCAAACAAGGCGUGCCGCGUGAUGUGCAGAAAGGUAAAUCGUUCAUUCGGAGCCACAGUCGCCAGCAUCCAACACAUGCUUUUGAAGCUGUCAAAUAUCCCCUUAUACAAUCUUCUUCAUCGCCACGCGCAACAUCUCCGAUUCUCUCAACCAGGACGCCUGAGAUUCAGGAGAAACGGCAAUCACGACAGCUUGAAGAUAUCAUCUCGCUCCUGGACGCAACCGGAAUCAUCACUUCUGAGCCGCCUCCGGAUCCGCAUGACGCCUCAGGGUCCCUGAAGAAGCAAAUUUCCGCGAAGGGUCGAGAAUCGAUUAUGGGCCGACGGGAGUCAUCGUGUCAAAGUGCGGAAGGUGAUGGUUUCUUCAAGAUACCGGAGGCAGAUGUCUUUCGGCACGGAGAUGAAGAACCACAGCUCAAAUAUGCUAUCUAG